Molecule: messenger RNA, 1481 nt
Organism: Cyprinodon tularosa
Lineage: Eukaryota; Metazoa; Chordata; Actinopteri; Cyprinodontiformes; Cyprinodontidae
Gene: fgfbp2b
Product: fibroblast growth factor binding protein 2b
Exons: 2
Coding region: 95-799 (234 amino acids)
Biological process (GO): cell-cell signaling
Molecular function (GO): growth factor binding
Source: RefSeq, a predicted model, not a curated record
UUGUAAAGUUGCAUUUUCCUGCUGUAGCCUCUCCUAUCUUUACCUUUGGAGCAAGCAGAGCAGUUACCGCAGCAGGUCAGAUCCAAACUUUGCUAUGAGAAGCAGGAUGAAAGUUAUGAUGCUGCUGCUGCCUCUGGUUGCAUUUGUUUGUGUCUCAAAUGCUCUCAGCAGCGACAGCAGCAAUGACAGCAAGAAGCAGCAGCCCAACAUCUGGGAUGACACCAUCAGAUUCAACACCAAGACAAAGGACUCAUGCACCAUGGCGGUGUCUGUAGCAGGAAACUUUACUCGUGUGCGUGUGUCCUGCAGAGCCCCAAGCCAGACUACAGGACGGUCCUACUACUGCGACUUCCAGGGAAAACCAACCCAAUGCCGAGCCUACAACAACAAUCCUCGCCACUACUUUACCCAGAUGAUGUGGGAGCUGCGGAAACUGAAAAACUCCUGCCAGGGAGCCAAGAUCUACCGACCACAUAUGUGCAGGAAAUAUUCUGAUGAGGCUCAAAUGACUUUUCUAAACUCAUGGCCAAAGACUUCAGCUCCCAAGCCUUCAAAGCCCGCCCAGGAGCAAAAUAAGCCAGCAGAACCAACACAAAUCAAACCCACUAUGAAGCCUCAAAAAGGUAAACCCCAGCUGGGCAAGGGCUCCCAAAGCAAGAAAAGCACCCUCAAGCCUGUGAAGACCACUACGCUCCCCACAGAGGAACCUGAAUCUAAGGUGUCACGCCUUGCUACAGAGUACUGCUGGAAGAGCUUCCACGGCCUCUGCAGCUACGUCAUCGGCUGGUUCCAAAACUGAGAUGCAUUUAGGUUGGAAUUACAAACACCACAGCAAAGCCUCCAGACUUUAAACUCUCUGGAAUCUGUACAAAACUACCUGGAAAUAUUUCCCUAAUAAGAGAGGGCUGACUCCUAAUCUUUCCAAGAAAUAUUAGACUAAGUGAUAUGCAUUUAGUUUUUAAACAUGUAACAAAAAUCACAGAGAGGCAAAGAAAGAACCUUAUAAUGAUGUGUUUCUGUGUGUGAACGAUCUAAAAGUUGUACAACAUGAAAUGUUUCAGCGGCAUGUAUUCCAAGGAAGAGAAUAAAUUCAAGAAUGGUGACCUCUCAUCUCCUGUGUUCCUCUGCUGCAUGUUCUUAGACUCCACAUCUCAAAGAAGGCUUUGUGUCCGUCACCACGAGCUGUAAAAACAUGUCUGCAGCCGGCCACAGGAAGUUGUUAGCUAGGCAGACACAUUCAUUCAGAGAAGGUGUCUGAGCAGAGCAAAACACUUCUCUGUGAGAGCAAAUGAAUGAAGCCCAGAAGAGCCGCUUUGCAGGAACAGAAGAGGUCUGUGUGGAUGCUUCAGACCUGACAGAUGUGGCUGUUGAUAAACACAUGCACACACAGGCGCCUCUGUGGUAUGGUACGGUUACAGCAGUGAAACCAUUAGGAUAUAUGCAGGUAUGUUAUAAUAAAUAACAGAAAUAAAUAUCAAAAA